This is a messenger RNA of Caenorhabditis elegans, 2642 nucleotides long. It is a transcript of the gene F14F9.3, whose product is annotated as IBR domain-containing protein. Gene Ontology annotation, molecular function: zinc ion binding. NCBI's taxonomy places the organism in Eukaryota, Metazoa, Nematoda, Chromadorea, Rhabditida, Rhabditidae. Bases 1 to 2547 code for a protein of 848 amino acids. The transcript has 6 exons. The record is from RefSeq and is marked reviewed.
AUGUCGUGUUCAUCAAAUCCAACUCUAUCCAACAAUACGCAAGACAGCAUGGAAACAAUUUCCAUUUACAAUGAUUACGAUGUCUAUGACCCAGAAGAGCUAGCAAAUCAAGUGCUAUUUGACAAACCACGUGGCGAGAAAAGAUGGCUUGGAAAAGAACGUCACAAGGGAAAAGAACGGCUUUAUAAAGAUAUAAAAGAUAAAAACGUAAUGGACAAAACCAUUCAGUUGGAAGCUAACUUGAGUAAGAAUGCAAUUAAAAAAAUAGAGUCAUCAACUGCUGAUGGUUUUCAAUUUAAUGUUGCUUACUCUCUCGAGAAGAAAAAUCGAUGGGAAACAGUGGAUUCAGUAUCACUGUUGGCAGGAGCACCAGAAAAUUUGAACUCAGAAGUUGUCGAGAAUAUCGGAUUUCACAAAAAAGUGAUUUCUCAAAACGAAAGGGUCAAUGCCAUGCAGCAAACGAUAACCUACAAUAUCUAUAGAACUCAUCCGAGUGCUGAAGUUGCUGGUACUCAAUUAUUCAUGUCAAAAUCGGUGUCAAAAUCUGGAUGUAGUAGAAGGAAUAAGAAAAUUGACUUUAGAGAGUUUGAAAAUUAUGAUGAGGAGUGUGAAGAUGAAGAUGAAACAGAACUUGAAAAAAGUUCCGAUGAAUUGGAGGCUCACAGCCCAACUACAUCAUCCUUAGACCUGUCCUUAUGUUUCGUGGAGAAACGAAACAAAAAAUCGAGAAAAUCGAAAAUCAGUGAAUCAUCAGCUUUUGAAGUCAUCGAAAAGGAGAAGCUCGUAACAAAAUACACAAGUUUAUUGAAUAUUCAAGAAUUCCUGAAAACUGAAGGUUACACACUUGAGAAUGCUGAUAUUAUUUUCAAAAAUAUGGAGGUUAAAUUCGAAAAACAAAUGGAACAACUCAGAGAAGACGAAACUCUUAUCACAAAACGCCUGAGAUCAAAUCAAUAUUUUGUCGAUGCAUCCGGAUGGUGUCAGUUGGAUGGAGAAAUUAAAGAUGGAGAAUUUACAACUAUUUUUGUUAUCACUCACCUUCGAAAAAAUCAGUAUAACAUUCUGAUAAACUCUACUAUUCCAAGUGAUCCUUCCAUAAAAUGGCGAGAAUAUUUACAAAAAAAGAUAUCAAAAGAAUUAUCAAUUCACAAGGCAAUAUCAAAAAUCACCACGGAGAUGUUAACCAAUAAACGAAUUGUAGAAACGAUGUCAAUGGCAUCAAAAUUCUUUGGAAGAAAAACACUACCAGAAUUUUUCAAAGACAGUAACGAAUGGGAGAAUCAGCUUGUAAAUAUGAACUGGCCUAACCAGUAUUAUCACUGCACGUGGGCAAACUCUGAGGAAUUAAGCACAAUUGGGAGAAGACUUGAAUGGAAUGAUUUGUGCAAAAUGGUUACAAAAGGAAGUACAAUGGAAAUUGAAUAUAUUCGGGAGGGAAUAUGCGAGGAAUGCCAUCAAACCAAACAAGAACUUUUAAUGUUAAAAGAUGAGACUACAUCCAAACGCACAGACUGCCUCAUUGUCAGAGACGAGUUCUACAGAGAGCUCAGAGCAAGACGUUUUCCAAUUGAUCUUCAGAUCAAAUGUGCAGAUGAAUUGGAGUUGCUUUCAUCAUUUAUACCACUUCCGAUUGUUAAUUUGUAUAUCAGAUUGGCAUCAGAAUCUAUCUAUCGAGAUCUCGGAAAAAUUGGCAAUUUCGAAAAAUGCCCAAAAUGCAAAUCAGUUGUACUUUUCGACGAAAUCGUCGAGAAAAAUGAAAAGAAAACUCAAAACCGAUCCUGUCCAUGUGGAUAUUCCUGGUGUAGACAUUGUAAUAAAGUUCCACAUUGGCCAUUGAAGUGUGGAGACUUUGCGGAAUGGAAUGAGAAAUGGCUGCUGAGAUAUGCCAUAGAACGUGCUCAAGGAACAGGAUCCCAGACGCUUCUUCAAAUUGCCUGUUUGUGUGGCAAAGAAAUUUACAACGUCCGGAUGCCUGAACAAUUUAUCGAAUGUCCUGGCUGCAAGACAAAUGUAAAUAUGGAAACAAAGAAAAUUUUCGAGAAACAUUAUUACGUUCCAUUCGAUCCUAUAACAAGAAAGCUUGCUAAGAAAGGAUAUUACACGUAUGAGGACAAAGAGGGUAAAACUAUAUUUCUUCCAAGAGCAACAAUAUCCACCGAAAUUGAAAGCAUUCCUGUAAUCAAGGCGUCCGUCAUUGAAGUAUGUGUAGCGGCUAGAGAUGUGAGGUACAAUGUUCAUACAAGAAAUCGAGCUGUAAACCGAGAGCAUGCUUUGAUUCGAAAGGGUAUUUUGGAAACCGAAAUUGUAGAGAAUCUACUAGGAACUGUCGUGUAUUUGGUAGAAAACGUGACUGCGUGGAUGUACACGACAAGUCAAUAUGAUAGAAAUAUCAAAAACACUUUGGAAAGUAUGAUGGAAAAUCGAAAGAAUUUGUUGAGUAGUUUGGAAAAAGAAGAUUCAGAUGCAAUCAAGGAGUGUGCUAAAAAAUUGAGAAGAGACAUCGAUACUGUUGUGCAAGCCGUGGAAAAGAAAAUUGGAAAUCUGUAAAGGAUUAAUCGAACAAACUCUGUAAAAUUUUUAUUCCAUCUGAUUGUUUAUGAAAAAAAUAACAUUUCGGUAAAAUAAAGCACUGUUAGUAUGCA